AUGCACGAAGAGGAACUUUUUGGUGUAAAAGAGGACAACAAGCAACGACUUGGCCUUCAGAGUCCAGAUGUCAAUGAUGAUCUUUGUCCUGAGCGUCAAGAGACAGAGCUCACCCUCAUUAAAGUGGAAGUGGAGGAUAAAGACACUCCCCACAUCAAAGAAGAGGUGGACACCAGCUCUGUUAAAGAGGAAGAGGAGCCCCUGCCCUUCUACAAUAAAGAGGAGGAGCUAAUGCUUUCAGACAUAAAGGAAGAAGAGAUGGAAGAGAUUGUCACCAAGUUGGUAGAUGAAGAUUGUCCGAGUGAGGAGAGCAGCAGCUCAAGUCAACACAUAACAACAGAAGGCGAGAAAGACCAUUGUAAAGAUUCACAAGAAGAUGGCCUCUUAGCUCCAAUAUCAGAUGAUAAUGACGCAGAGUCACAUUCUCCUCACACUGAUGAUGAUGAGGAGCAAUCUGAAGGUGAUGCGACAUGUUACACUGACAAAAAAUGUAAAUGCUCUCAUUGUGGGAAAAAAUUGAGCUGCAAGUCUAGUUUGAAAAUACACAUGAUCAGCCACACUGGUGAGAAACCCUUUUCCUGCUCAGUUUGUGGUCAAAGAUUCGCUCUUAAAGGAAACUUAAAGACACACAUUAGCACGCACACAGGCACAAAACCUUUUGUUUGCUCAGUUUGCGGUAAAACAUUCUCCAAUAAAAGAUAUUUAAAAUUACACUCAAAAAGACAUACUGGUGAGAAACAUUUUGCCUGCCAACUUUGCGAUCAAAGAUUUUUUAUAAAGGGGAACUUAAAAGCACACUUAAGAACGCACACAGGCGAAAAACCUUUUUGUUGCUCGGUUUGUGGGCAAAGAUUCUCCGAAAGAGGAAGCUUAAAAACGCACACAAGAACACACACUGGAGAGAAACCUUUUGCCUGUUCAGAUUGUGGCCAAAGAUUCUCUCAAAAGGGAAGCUUAAAUACACACACAAGAAUGCAUACGGGGGAGAAACCUUUUGCGGCGUGUUUAGAGAGCAAGGGAGGUAGCAAGAAACAAAAUACCUCCCUGCUGCGUGCUGGGUGGAUAGAAUCCAAGGGUGUCGUCAAAUAA
Nerophis lumbriciformis (worm pipefish) is the source of this 1089-nucleotide messenger RNA. The record is from RefSeq and is a predicted model, not a curated record. Lineage: Eukaryota; Metazoa; Chordata; Actinopteri; Syngnathiformes; Syngnathidae.